AUGCUGUACCGCGGAAAGGACAAAUACGGCUGGACAUUUACCUUUAAUCUUCCAAACACAGGACGGCCCGUUCCAAUGACUUGGAGGAAGGGCAACAGUGUAGCUGUAGACGGUAUGAAAGCUUCUCGUUUGAGCGACAAUAACUUCAAGCUGCUGGAUCCAAAUGGCCAGUUCAUGGCAGUCUUUACAAGCCACACCAUGAGCUUGCGUCUCAGUGCCGUUGGAACUUUGCAGAUCAACAUAGAUCUCGGCCCUAUGUCUGAGUAUGCCGUCAUCACAACUUUCCUGCUCAUCUACGAAUUUCAGACGCGCGAAGAAGACAUUCGAUCAAGUCGUAUCAGCGCUACGGGUGCCGCUGCCUCCAGUAGUUGUUGUUGA
Molecule: messenger RNA, 378 nt
Organism: Fusarium proliferatum ET1
Lineage: Eukaryota; Fungi; Ascomycota; Sordariomycetes; Hypocreales; Nectriaceae
Exons: 1
Coding region: 1-378 (125 amino acids)
Source: RefSeq, a predicted model, not a curated record